AUGGCUUCAGAAGUCCCAUCCAUCUUCUCUCGUCCUUUGCAUUUGUUGUUCUUCUUCUAUUUCCUGAGUCACAUUCCAAUCACGAUUUUCAUUGAUGCUCAACCAAUUCUUUCUCCCUAUCUUCCACAAUUAUAUCCUCCUUUCCUUCAACAAAUUUUGAAAGAACAAUGGAUUGAACCCUAUCAAGACCUGCUCAUGGCAAAGCUUCCUGUUUGGUUUGCUUCCUUUGGUGUCUGUGAAAUCUUUGUUCAACUUCCAUUCUUCUUUAUUGCUCUCUAUGCUUUUGUUGCUGGAAAGAAUUGGAUCCGUAUUCCUGCCAUUAUCUAUUCAGCUCACGUGAUGACCACUCUUGUUCCAAUUAUGGCUGUAUUUUUGUUUGAUAAGGAGUAUCUCAAUCACAAUGCAUUCUUAUUGGGCACUUAUUCUGUUUACUUUAUCAUUCCAUUGUUGCUUUUAUUGAAUAUGGUUUUCUAUGAAAAACCAUUCGAUUAUUCUAAGGUAAAGACCAAGAAUAACUAG
Naegleria fowleri is the source of this 519-nucleotide messenger RNA. RefSeq lists its product as uncharacterized. The record is from RefSeq and is a predicted model, not a curated record. Gene Ontology annotation, cellular component: endoplasmic reticulum. The transcript is spliced from 3 exons. The coding region runs from base 1 to 519 and encodes 172 amino acids. Lineage: Eukaryota; Heterolobosea; Eutetramitea; Acrasida; Naegleriidae.